Messenger RNA from Mycena citricolor, 1900 nucleotides. NCBI's taxonomy places the organism in Eukaryota, Fungi, Basidiomycota, Agaricomycetes, Agaricales, Mycenaceae. The record is from the annotation of a GenBank genome assembly.
CGGCAUCAAAGCAGUUGGGCCUCGAGACCAGUAUUUCCGAAACCUAGCCGCAGCGCCGACAUUCCUGUGUGCCAGAGCACGGCGAAAUUUGGGGAGUGGGGCCCCGCAUGACCUUGCUCCGGGUAUGCAUUGCUUAGUGUUCAGAUUAUUUUUAGGUUGACGCCCGAAACACGGCCCCAAGUGGCCUCGGAAUCUGUGGUCGGUGUUUACGGUGGCUCUCGGGCUGUGGAAGAUGAACGCGUCAACUCGGAGAGGCCUCGGACUCUGGGUGUUGGCUGCAUCAUGAACGCUUACCAGAAACUGGCGAGCUGAUGUUACAUUGUUGCAUCAGACUGCUUAGAAAGCAAAUCCGCAACUUGCUCAGAUAGGGGCGACUCGAUCAGGGUGAAAAUACUUUCCAGGCUACCACCCGCUUGCCAUGCCAGUAGCAGUCGACAAGUGAGGAGUCCCGCCGAGUGCUGGGGGCGUCUGAACCUUAAAAUGCUACGAUUCGGACCGGAACCUGUCCUCGCCAUGUGAGCGAACCAAGGCGUCAUGAUCUGCGGGCCUUCUCUGCCACCUUGCGCGGUGUCAAUUCGGCCAGGGCGCGCUGCCGUGACUGGUAUCCCAAAUCCAGAGUCGAGUGCAGACUUGCCCGGACGGUGCGCUGCGGACCGCUUGGCUCGAGAUAGCGGAAUGGGAUGCCAAAGUAUAAAGAGCGCUCGGCCCUCUCUGGUUCCAGCAGCCCUCGACUCGACUCAACGCGCACGCACGAAAGAUGUUCCCGAUCGCUACCGCCUCCCUCCUCCAGCUUGCUGCUCUCGCGACAGUGGCCCUCGCGGCGCCCAGCAACAUCACGAUGCCCCGCGCCGCGACGUGCAUCGUCAACAGCGUCGCGAGUGCCGCUAACCUGAAGAGCUGCACGAGCGUCGAGAUCCAGGGCUUCACCGUGCCCUCCGGCCAGACGGUGACAAUCGCGGCUGCCAGUGGCGCGAGUGUGUGGAUGACUGGGGAUAUUGUUUUUGCAAAGACGACAUCGCCGGGCCCGCUCAUCACGUUCAACACCCCGAACAUCAACUUCAACGGCGGCGACCGCAACAUCAAUGGCAACGGGGCCGCGUACUGGGACGGGAAGGGCUCAAACGGCGGCGUGGCCAAGCCGCAUCCAUUCGUCAAAUUCAAGGGCUCGGGAACAUUCGGGUUCGUGACCGUACUCAACUCCCCCGCACAGGCCAUCUCCGUCGGGACCACGGGUGUCACGCUCAUACAGCGUGUCGUCGUCGACAACUCCGCCGGCGCCGCCCUGGGCCACAACACGGACGGGUUCGACGUGAGCGCUUCGGACGUGACGAUCGCGCAGUGCACAGUCCUGAACCAGGACGACUGCGUCGCGGUCAACUCCGGCAACGCGAUCACGGUCGAGCAGACGACGUGCACCGGCGGGCACGGCAUCUCCAUCGGCUCGAUCGCGACCGGCAAGUCCGUCACGAACUUCAAGGCCGUCGGGAACACCAUCAGCGGCGGGCUGUACGGCCUGCGCAUCAAGGUCGACGCGAACGCGCAGAACGCGCAGGUGUCCGGUGUGACCUAUGAAGGGAACAUCAUCUCGGGCAUCACCGACUACGGCGUGCUCAUCACGCAGAGCUACCCGGCCAACGACGGCGCCCCCGGCACCGGCGGCCCGAUCUCGAACGUGCAGUUCAUCGGCAGCACGACGACCGUCGCGGUCAACAGCGGCGCGAUGUCCGUCGUCAUCGACUGCGGCGCGUGCUCCGGCAACUGGAACUUUGGCAGCCUCAUGGUCACCUCGGCGGGCAAGGGGCACAGCAUUGCGGCGGACCGCGCGGCGGUAGGUGGUUUUCCUCUCGCGUUGAUUCGGUUGUUGAGUCUCGACUCCCAGAUCACCGGUGGGACGUACUGA